CGGCCCCCUUAGAGUUGUUUUGCUGGAAAGGGGGUUGGGGUUUACCUUCUGUUGAUCCUGACAGUCUAAUAGUUUUGACCUGCCUGGUCCAUCCUGAUGCCCUACGUCUGGCUGGAGUCUCAUCACAUCGCUCCUGUGGAGGACGGCCCCAUAUGGACAGUCAAAAGUCGCACUUGGAAGAUGCUCUGGACACUUACAGCAUAUGCUCGAUUUGCUGGAACCCCACUGAAAGUUCACAAGAUCGCCAACCCCUGGAGGAGUCCCACGGGUUCACUCCCUGCUUUGAAGACUGAAGAGGAUGGGAGCUUUUCUCAUCCCAGCAAGAUUAUCAUUCAGCUCAGGAAACAGAAAUACAAUGCAGACUACGAUCUGUCCGUGAAAGAAGGAGCUGACAUGCUUGCUUUUAUCUCUCUGGUGGAGGAAAAGCUGAUGCCUGCUCUGAUUUAUGCUCUGUGGAUCGAGCCGAAGAACUAUGUCGAGGUGACGCGUCCCUGGCAUGCAGAAAACAUCACCUUUCCACUGAACUUUUUCCUGCCGAGCCGCAUGCAGUGCCAGCACCUGGAGAGAGUGCGACUCAUGCGGGGAAACGGCACUCUGGAGGCCGGCGAGGAGGCUGAGAAAGAGCUGUACAGUGAUGCUCUGGAGUGCAUGAAUCUUCUCUCUCAACGCCUCGGGUCAAACAGAUUUUUCUUCGGGGACUCGCCUUCCUCCCUCGAUGCCUAUGUGUUUGGUUACUUGGCACCUCUACUGAAGAUCAGGCUGCCCAGCAGCGGACUGCAGCAGCACCUAAAGACUCUGGACAAUCUGACCAAGUUCUGCUCCAACAUCCUGUCCCUGUACUUCCCCGAUGAGAAUCGAGAAGGAGUGAGUCAGCCGGCAUCCAAUGUGCAGGAGAGCAGUGACUUUGACCAUGAGCCUUAUAAGAGAGGCAAGCAACUGCUGUCCAUCCUGGUAGCUGCAGCAGCCAUGCUGGGCUAUGCUCUCCUCACAGGCAUUGUUGCUAUUGAACAUGUGAAGGAGAAAGAGUCAAAAGGAAACACUGUCUCCACUGAACUUCAGGAUGAAGAGGAAGAGUGAUGGAAGGAGGAAUGGGAAAUAAUUUAUCUGGUGGACAGAGAUCUUCACUGGCGAUUCACACUAUGAGGAAGGUUAAGAUUGCAAUGUGUCUUUCUAGUCGGAGAAAUUUGAAUGGGAUUCAGGAUUUGCUCUGUUUUCCCCUGCAUAUAUGACAAUCAUUUAUUUCUCUCUUUUUCAGUUCUUUAUUAUGUGGUGCAAUAACAGUUUCUUGUUUCUACAUUAGUGACAGUAGCUUUUCAGUGGACCACACCAUACCAAAUGUACGAUGAAAGAUACUGUUCUAUGAUCUGACUUGAAAGUGAUGAUUCGAUAUGGCCGGUACUUUCUUAGGCUACAUCCACACGACAACGGCAACGAGAUUUUUUUUUAAAUAUCGCGUCCACAUGGGCAACGGAUCAGUAAAAUAUCAGGUACAUAUGGCAACGCAACGCUUGCUGAAAACGAUGCAAUACACAUGCCACACCACUACGUGCGCUGUAAGACGGUCCCAUCGGAGACACCAGAACAAUAGAAGUAGUAGGACGCAUGCGCAUAAACCCCUUCUUCUGUAGCAUCAGCCACAUAAAGUUUUGAUUAUUAAUCAGUAGUGUAAAAUAGUAUCUAUUGUCUAAGACACUUAUUUAUAUUUCAUAUUAAAACGUCUAUGUAAAUUAAUACAUAGAAAGCCUGGCCAGGCGCUGAACAUUCUUCUGCCUUCACUUUAAGAGAAAUUCAGGGCGAGCAUGAGCCUAGGUUCUUCCCUGUCACUCACCCUGUCACUGUCAUACGCACACACCUUCUCACUCCCUAUCCUAUGGAUAUAGUCCCUUUAAAUCACGUGCUCAUUUUUUGAAUGGAGACGUGGAAAGAGGAAUGAAUGGGGGUAGAUGGAAGCCGGUACGCCAACAUUCUGAUAUCCUCCAGAAUUCUUUAAUGGUCCGGAAUAAAUUGAAUGCUACACGUUGAUGGAUUACUUUGUUCUUCUACGCCCUUUUUGAGGAAUGUAUUGUCGGACUUAAACCAACAUCUGAAGAGGUGAGAUCGCUCCUUUUUUUUUCCUUUUUUCCUUUUUAUUUGUUGACAACUCGCAUAGAGUUCAUUACACUUCUACCCGGCGUUAAGCACUCACAGUCAUGUGGUUGUGACGUCAUCGUAAACAAAUCCGUUCUACUUAUCCAGACGACUUCGUAACGGCGCCGUUGCCAGAUUUUUCUGCUCUGGAACCCGUUCUCAAAAGAUUUCGUUUUGGGGCACCCAAAACACCGGUGCCGUGUGGACGCCAGGCCGAAACGAUAAACAAUUCUAUCAGAUUCACCUGAAUCCGUUGCCGUGUGGACAGGGCCUUAGUGGGUUAUAGACUAGGUGGUAAAUACUGUACUUUAAUUGAAAUAUUGCUUUCAUCUAGUAAAGAUUUUGGCCAAAUUCCAUUGGUAGACCAACUAAUAACAUCUCGACUUGAUCUGUUCAUAGCACUUGGGUGAAAACCUCUUUUGCCUUGUCCGCUGAGACGCACAUUCCUGCUGAUCUUUACAGUGUUUAAGCCAAUAAUGAUAUCCAGGGGACAAUGGUGCUUAGGUCACUGAUUUUUAUUUAUUAUUUUUGUAUUAAUAUUUUUGUUUGUUCCAAAGGACAUUGUAAGACGAUGUUUGAAACAUGAGUUUUAAUAAAGUGUUAUUUGCCUGGUUGCAACAAAA
Neoarius graeffei (lesser salmon catfish) is the source of this 2750-nucleotide messenger RNA. RefSeq names its product metaxin 1a (gene mtx1a). Gene Ontology annotation, biological process: mitochondrion organization. The transcript has 9 exons. NCBI's taxonomy places the organism in Eukaryota, Metazoa, Chordata, Actinopteri, Siluriformes, Ariidae. The record is from RefSeq and is a predicted model, not a curated record. Bases 97 to 1077 code for a protein of 326 amino acids. Gene Ontology annotation, cellular component: SAM complex.